UGCUGCUAUUUCCUUUGUAGCAGACUGGAAAAGCAAUCAGUCCCUCCAUUUGCUUAUUCUGGGUCAGUUGAUUUCUUUAGUUCUGCUUCAGAUACUGCACAAUUUUUCCUGUAACUCAUCACAGAUAACACUUCCGUUACUGUGAAGGAAGUCAACUAGCUCUUCUGAUCUGACAUAUUGUGGUUUCCGAGUCUGCAGCUCUUCAUCUCCAGCCGUAGGCUUGGUAUCUUUUCUUGAGAGGCAGGCGUUUAAACAAACUUCAGGACGAUGAUACGGCGAAAAGCUUCAAAUGCUUCAGAUAAAGAGAAAUGCGUAAAGCCCAAGCGUGCCAGCAGCUUUGGGAGUUUUGACCGGUUUAGACACCAUGGACACGUGGCCAAACCAGAGGACAAAGCUGAGGACAGUGUACAUGAUUCGGAAGCCUCUGGGGAGAAUCCCGCCAAGCCUGGGCAGAAUGGCAGCGGUCUUGGGAAAACCAUGCGGGCCAUUUCCAAAACCAUGAAGAAAAAAAUGGCGCGCAAAUACAUCAAAGCCUUGUCAGAGGAGGCGUGUGAAGACAAUGCAGAAGGCCACCCAGAGCAAGCCAGUGGAGAGCACGAAGCUGAGGGAAGCUGCCUGACACAGUGUGAGUCCAUGGAGAGCCUUCAGAGUUUGAACAGUGGCCAAACUCCAGCCGGUGUCUCAGAUGAAACGAGCAACCGGGACAGUUUAAGAGCGGAUGAGGAUGUGCCUUACACUGGCCCGUUCUGUGGUCGAGCUCGGGUACACACGGACUUCACACCAAGCCCCUACGAUACAGACUCACUGAAGCUCAAGACGGGUGACAUCAUCAAAAUAAUCAACAAGUCAACCAUGGGCACCUGGACAGGAAUGCUGGAUGGCAGAGUGGGGAACUUCAAAUUCAUUUACGUGGAUGUCUUGCCCAAUGAAGAGGAUGCAGCCAAGAAAGUCCGGCCACACAGGAGGAGCACGCAGCCUGUCCCAGAUUCUCUCCAGGAGUUGUUGGAGGGGAUCCAUCUGAAGGAUCUUUAUUCCACCUUCCUUCUGAAUGGCUACCAGAGUCUGGAAGACCUCAAGUACCUCAAGGAGAGUCACCUGAUUGAACUUAACAUCACAGAUGCAGAGCUUAGAUCGAAGAUCCUGACCGCUGCCCAUCAGAACUAUGACAUCCUAAGUGAAGAGGAAGACCAAAACGAUCCCACAACUGAGAAUCAACAAUCCAGCCUCAAGAAUGACCAAUCACAACAGAAGGAUUGCCCCCGGGACUCGGGAUGCUAUGCCACUUCGGAAAUCUCCGACAACGGGAAAGAGGAUUUGGAAAUGGAGCAUGUGCCAGAGAUGAUUGAAGAUGUCUCCCUUGACAACUGAUUGCAAUAGAUAAAAACAAGUUGCACAAACCCUGUAACAAUUCAGUGGACAGCAGUGGAUGCAGAGGGAUGUUUUUUAGUCUUUUUGUUCUUACUGUUAGCUCAUUUGAAUUAAACCUGGUCCCUUUUAUUUAAUCUGAACAUAUACAGGCAUGGUUUAAGAGCUACCAUGCAGUCGCUGGAAAACACAGAAACUUGUUAACAGAUUUGCUGAUUUUUUUUUUAGAGAUACAGCACAGUAACAGGCCAGACGAAGCUGCAUUGCCCAAUUACAUCCAUAACACCCACACAUUGUUGGAAUGUGGGAGGAAAUUGGAACACCUGUAGGAAACCCACGCAGUCACAGGGAAAGUAUGCAAACACCUUACAGACGGCAGCAGGACUUGAACCCAAGCUGCUGGUGUUACGCUACCUGCUGCCCAUAUACAAUUUGCACUAAUUGAAUGGCCCAAAGAGUUAUUUAUUGGAAACUCAAUAACUGCCCACAAGGAUGAGGACUGGCCAAAGCUUUAAUGGGUGUGCAAGUGGAAAAGCAAGGCUCUGCAGUGUGAAAAUAUUCUCUGCUACUUUGUUUGCAGUGAUGUUUGUCUGUCACAUCCGACAAUGACAGGAGAGUUUUUGAAGUAGAACGGCCACUGCACUGGGGCAGUUCCCCCUCUCGAUCCCAGAAGUUUGGGUCUAGUGCUAUGAGUAGUCAUCACAAACUGGGACCUUCCUUCACUGCAGUGGAUGACCAUGAAUUCUUCUGUGCCUUGUCCUGCCCAUCACUCCGCAAAGCGUUGCAACACGCCCUUCUUGGCCGUUGAAUCUCACUGUUAGUCUCAUCCACCCAGUCCGCUGAAGCUGACUUCACAUGCUAGGGCAGGCAUGUCCCUAUCUCACCGGGGUAUGAGGCCCGCCAGCUACCCUCACCUGCUUCAGCCCGCCUGUCGAAGCGAUGUACCGGGGUGCGGCCGCUGUCGCGUACAAGCAGCUACUCAGAGCCAUUAGUGACAGCUGAGUGUCCAGUGGAGGCCAAGGGUGAGUGAGCUGCCCCAGAAGGACGUGACGAGCUCUUUACCAGAAUUGCUACCUGUCCCCGGACACGCCAUGCACGCCACUUACUUUGCAGUGGACAGCAGUUGGAUCUGUACAACCUGUCUGGCAUCUUGACAUAACAAAACAUGGCGACCAUGUUUCCAAAUUGAACUGCAAAUCUUGUCCCCAGUUUGGAUGCAGAUCAGAACAGAGCAUGUAGAACAAAUGAAACAGAAUAGGAAAAGUCAUUCAGCCCAUCAUGUCUGCACCACCCAUUAUGCCAAUGUAACUAACUCUAUAUGCUAGAAGGGGGAACUGGUGCAGUCUUGGACUGAGGAAGUAGAUGAUGGGAGAAAGGCUUCCAAAGCAUAUAAUUAUGCCAUACUAUUAACAUUCCUUUUAAUGGGAAAACCAUUGUAAUGUCAAAGUUCUCACUAAAUGCAAUGAUAUGAAAGUUAGGUUGAGUCCAAUAGUGCCACAUGAUUGAUGAUAAUUGUUGGCAUGACUAAAAGUUUGAUGUUACUGUUCCUGUCUGCUCACUAGUGGCCUGAUAAGGCCGUUAUGUAGAUACCUCACUUUCACAGCCAGUUGGAAGGUGAAGACAUGUUUUAUUGUUGGAUUGACAGAUUCUUGACUGUGAGUUUUAUCUUCCUAAAAAACAAAGCUUUGUCAACAAGCAAACAAAAGUGCUCAGAUGAAAAAGGCGGAAGUGUAUAUACUUUUUCAUUUUCUAAUGUCUUUUAUUCCUGGAUCUCACUGGAAAUGAAUGUAGAGAUAAAGGAAUAUCCUAGUUGAAACAGAGAUGUAGAAAUGAAUGUGUAAAAUCAUUUUAACCCUUCCUUGCCACAUAAAAUCAUUCAAACCUGAUGCUGCCAGGACUUGAGGACCUGAGUUAUAGGGAAAAAUUGAAUAGUUUAGGACUUUAUUUCCUGGAGCGUAGGAGCACGAGGAGAGAUUUGAUAGAAACAAACAAAAUUAUGAGGGAUAUAAAUAGACAGGGUAACUGCAAGCAGGCUUUUUUCACUGAGGUUGGGUGAAACUAGAGCUAGAGUUCAUGGGUUAAGGGUGAAAGGUGAAAUGUUUAAGAGAAACAUGAAGGGGAACCUCUUUACAGAGGGUGGUAGGAGUGUGGAAUGAGCUACCGGCACAAAUGGUGGAUGCAGGUUUGAUUUCAACAUUUAAGAGAAAAUUGGCGAGGUACAUGGAUGGGAGAGGUGUAGAGGACUAUGGUCUGGCUGCAGGUCUGUGGGACUAGGAAACAAUAUUUUGGCAUGGACUAGAAGGGAUGAAAGACCUAUUUCUAUGAUGUAGUGUUCUAUGACUCAAUAACUCUAUAACCCUCCCCUCCCGCACAAACAUCCCUUCCACAUAAGUAUAAGGGUAACAUUUUCACAGUAUCUUUUAGAAACUCCUGACCUUCUGCAGCAAUGGAAGUGGACCUUCCACCAAAGGUACUGAAGGAAAUGUGUACAACCUGACAUAAAUGGAUUGUAUAAGUUGGGUAUGCCGCUGUGAACAGCUGUGCAAGAGACAGACGGGUUAGACCUGAGUACACACCUGAGAAAAGUUGUGUAAGGGCAUGUGGGUUAGACCUGGAUAUACCUUCAGAAAGAUAUGUGUGAGAGACGGAUGGGUUAGACCUGGAUACACCUCUGGGAAAGGUGUGUAAGAGGCAGAUGGGUUAGGCCUCAUCAAAGAGAGGGGUUCGUUAGUACAUUUUUUUUUUCAUAAGCUCUUAAAAGGUAUAUGCAAAAAAAUGUGCAUUGCAUGAGUUUUGUUCUGUGUGAUAUCCCUAUUCCUCUGUACAGUUUCAAUGAUCAAUGACUUGAUCAAUGACUGAACUUUUUAGAAUGAAUAUUUAUUUGACUUUUCUGUUUUAAACUUGUAGGUUGGAAAUCACUUUGGUGUGAUUGUAUGAUAAACAUUUCCUGAACUGUCCAAUGCAUUUUGCUAUAUUUCAUAUUUCUCAUCUUUAACAAGUUGUAAUAUUUUAUAUUCCUUGAAUAAAGUUCAGUGAA
Messenger RNA from Mobula hypostoma (lesser devil ray), 4402 nucleotides. RefSeq names its product SAM domain-containing protein SAMSN-1-like. Bases 268 to 1368 code for a protein of 366 amino acids. Lineage: Eukaryota; Metazoa; Chordata; Chondrichthyes; Myliobatiformes; Myliobatidae. The record is from RefSeq and is a predicted model, not a curated record. The transcript is spliced from 8 exons. Gene Ontology annotation, molecular function: protein binding.